Caenorhabditis elegans is the source of this 520-nucleotide messenger RNA. It is a transcript of the gene fis-1, whose product is annotated as FIS1-related protein fis-1. Gene Ontology annotation, biological process: mitochondrial fission. Gene Ontology annotation, cellular component: mitochondrial outer membrane; peroxisomal membrane. The record is from RefSeq and is marked reviewed. Lineage: Eukaryota; Metazoa; Nematoda; Chromadorea; Rhabditida; Rhabditidae.
UUUUGCAAAUGGAACCUGAAUCGAUUCUCGACUUUCAUACCGAACAGGAAGAAAUUCUGGCGGCUCGUGCUCGAUCGGUGUCCCGAGAGAAUCAGAUUAGUCUAGCCAUUGUUCUAGUUGGAUCAGAGGAUCGGAGAGAAAUCAAGGAAGGAAUUGAAAUUCUUGAAGAUGUAGUCAGUGAUACUGCUCAUAGUGAAGAUUCGAGAGUUUGUGUUCAUUAUCUUGCUCUUGCACACGCUCGUCUUAAGAACUACGACAAAUCAAUCAAUUUGCUCAAUGCUCUUCUCCGAACCGAACCAUCAAACAUGCAAGCUACGGAACUUCGUAGAGCUGUUGAAAAGAAAAUGAAACGUGAAGGUCUUCUGGGACUUGGAUUGCUCGGCGGUGCAGUAGCUGUAGUUGGAGGUCUUGUCAUUGCCGGACUUGCUUUCAGGAAAUGAUUUUUUGGAGCAAAUCUGGACAGUCAAACAUCACUCUAAUUGUUUAUGAAAAUAUGGUGCCAAUAAAUUACAUAUAAUUC